Messenger RNA from Nymphaea colorata (pocket water lily), 1014 nucleotides. RefSeq names its product stem-specific protein TSJT1. The transcript is spliced from 4 exons. The coding region runs from base 98 to 850 and encodes 250 amino acids. Lineage: Eukaryota; Viridiplantae; Streptophyta; Magnoliopsida; Nymphaeales; Nymphaeaceae. The record is from RefSeq and is a predicted model, not a curated record.
AAAUCCCCUUCGUUUUACCUUCACAACCCGUGAAUCGAUCUCACUCUCAGAAGUUUUUCAAUUGUUUCUGUUGUUGAAAGGAAGAAGAAGAAGAAGGAUGUUGGCCAUCUUCCGUCAGGAGUAUGCUCACCCGCCGGAGGAACUGAACAGCCCGGCCUCCAAGGACCGCCGGCCGAAGCAGCCGGACCAGAUAGUGGCGGAGUUCCUCUCCUCCGACCCGCACAAUGCCUUCACCAUGUACGGCGACGGCGCCGUCCUUGCCUACAUCCGGUCAUCGUCGAGGCUGCCUUACAGCAGGUUGUUCUGCGGACUGGACGAUGUGUACUGCGUGUUUCUGGGGACUCUGGACAACUUGAGCGCCCUUAUAAGGCAGUACGGACUGUCCAAGAACACGGACGAGGCGCUGCUGGUGAUCGAAGCGUACCGCACAUUGAGGGACCGCGGGCCUUAUCCGGCGGACCAGGUGGUGAAGGACCUCGUCGGCCACUUCGCCUUCGUCAUCUUCGACCGCAAGUCCGGCACCGUCUUCGCCGCCCUGGGUUCGGAUGGUGUAGUGCAGCUCUACUGGGGCAUCGCUGCAGAUGGUUCUGUGGUGAUAUCGGACAACGUCGACGUCGUGAGGAGAAGCUGCGGCAAAUCCUUCGCUCCUUUUCCUGCUGGCUGCAUGUUCCACAGCGGGACCGGCGGAUUGCAGAGCUUCGAGCACCCAAUGAACAAGCUGAAAGCCAUGCCGAGGGUUGACAGCGAAGGCGUCCUGUGCGGCGCCAACUUCAAGGUCGACACCUACACCAAGGUCAAUAGCAUGCCUCGUGUCGGCAGCUCCGCCAAUUGGGCUCCAUUGUCCCAGUGACGCAGCUGAAGCUGUCUUCAAUUUCUUCCUGCAAGAAAAGAUCAGAGCCGUUUAAUAAAAAGGAGAAGGAAAGAAGAAAAAAAAAAAAGAAUGUGCUGUCCUCCGGUGUAUAUAGGAGCUUAAUUUGGUUGAAUGAAUGAAGAAGAUGUGUUUCCCUUUGUAAA